Molecule: messenger RNA, 2539 nt
Organism: Exophiala dermatitidis NIH/UT8656
Lineage: Eukaryota; Fungi; Ascomycota; Eurotiomycetes; Chaetothyriales; Herpotrichiellaceae
Product: MFS transporter, LAT3 family, solute carrier family 43, member 3
Exons: 4
Coding region: 367-2319 (650 amino acids)
Biological process (GO): transmembrane transport
Cellular component (GO): fungal-type vacuole membrane
Molecular function (GO): transmembrane transporter activity
Source: RefSeq, a predicted model, not a curated record
CGAUUCUGCAUAGAGGAGGUUCAGGUUCAGAGUAAACAUGCUCCAUAUUGAAUAUCGGUUUAGAGCUUUCUCGUCCGUUGUUGCUUGUCUGAUGUCCAGAUCGCGAUCUUGUGUGUGGAUCGAUCGCCUCGGAAACCCAAGUCCGACACCGCCAUUUUUCUAGCAGUAGCAUCCGCUGCCAACAUGUGAACCACAAUUUCCUAUCUUUUCGAUUCUACUGCUUGCUCGCUUUGCUUACUGUACAUACCCUGUUUGCUUACCCUGCAGUGUUGUUCGAUUUCAUUCUCGUUCUUGCUUGUCCUAUUGCCUGUUUGUUUUUCCGCUCCGCGCCUAUCCGAACAACAAUAUACCAGACCUUUAAUUCUAAUGUCCUUAGCGCAGCACGUCUCGACCGUCGAAGGGGUCGAUGACGACCCCGACAUCUGCUGCCAACCAUUGACUCGCCAGGCGAGCGUCGCGCCCAGCAUCAGCUAUGACCCUCUUCCCAAUGUCGGGCACCGCCAUGAGAAGCUCCAGACCCUGGCACCGUACGAGGUGCCGGCGCCGAAACGACUAGCCCAGGUCAUUGUCGGCGUCCUGUCGUGUGUCACAGCCUCGGGGAUUGUCUUUGGGUUUGAUGCACUCAAAACUAUCCUGAUCGACGAGAAAAUAUAUCGAAAAUACUGUAGCGCCGAGGAACUCCGAGAGAACGUACGAGUGUGUUACAUGCAAGACCAAAGGUUAAACCUCAUCUUCGUGAUUGCGUCCGUCACAGCAAACCUCUCAGCCCUGUUGGUGGGCCGGAUCCUAGACAGACAUGGGCCGCGGAUAUGUGGGAUCUUCAGCGCGAUCCUUCUGGCCCUGGGAAGUUUGUUGAUGGCCUACGCCCAAGACCUGCCGUUCGACGUGUACUAUGCAGGAAGUUUCCUGAUUUCUCUCGGCGGCACAUUCACAUUCGUGCCUACUUUCCACCUAUCCAACACAUUCCCCCGGUUCCAGGGUCUUAUUCUGGCGCUGGUGACGGGGGCGUUUGACGCAUCGGCGUCGGUGUUUUUGAUCUUCCGCCUAUUAUACCAGGCCACACAUCACGCAUUUGGCCCACGUCAGAUCUUCCUGGUGUAUCUGGUAGUUCCGGCAUUUAUUCUGAUCACGCAACUGACCAUGAUGCCUUCGCGGAGCUACGACACCCGUGUCGAGCUCGAGACCCGGAUGGAGCGAGCCCAGGAUCCGGCUCAAGACGUGCACGAGUCCGACGAAGAACUCAACAACGCAGCCGAGAUCAUGAGGGUGCGGUCGCAACGUGCCAGCCGUCGUCGACAGUCGAUAACGUCGAUCAACGAAUUACUCGGCGGGCCUGCGGAACAACAGGAGCAUGAGAAGAAAGAACACGAAAAAAGAGUCACCAGCGGCGUCUUUGGCGUUUUGCACGGCGUCCCGGCCUCGAAACAGUUCCGCACACCGUGGUUUAUCUUGAUCACCUUGUUUACCGUGCUGCAAAUGGCCCGCUUCAACUUUUUCAUCUCGACCAUCUGGUCGCAGUACGUGUACAUGUUGGGAUCCGAGGAGGAGGCCAUGCAUAUCAUCGAGUACUUUGAUCUAGCACUGCCGAUUGGUGGUAUUGCUACUGUUCCGUUUAUUGGGGCCUUGCUCGACCAUACCAGCACCGUGGCCGUGUUGAAUCUGUUGGUCUUGAUGAGCACCCUCAUUGGCGUCCUUGGCGCUGUUCCUACCGUCUGGGCCGCUUAUGCCAAUGUCACGCUCUUUUGCCUCUUCAGGCCGUUGUAUUACUCUGCCAUGUCAGACUACGCAGCCAAAGUCUUCGGCUACUCCACCUUUGGCACCGUCUACGGCGCCAUCAUUUGUUUGUCUGGUCUGUUCACUUUCACCCAAUCGGGUCUCCAGGCCUUGGUUCACAAUACCUUUGACGACGACCCAGAGCCACUAAACCUGGCGCUCGCUACUGCCGGUUUGGUUUUGGGGGUUAUCCUUGUCAUGUACGUCGACAUCAAGGGCCGACAGAUCCAGAGGGAACGACAACAGGCAGCGGCCAGAAACGGCAGGGCCGGUGCCGGUGCUGGUGGGAACAACUUUGUUCCUGAUGAGAGAUGGAGUUUAUUACGAUCGGGACCUAAUACUCAGAAUGGGACGGCCGGCGGAGGUGGUGCUGGAUACGGAGCAGUAUCGCCCGGAACAGCAGCGGCAACUGGUGACAAUGCUGUUUCAUCAGACGACUCCUCAGAUAGUAGAAGAGGCGGUGGAAGUUUGAGAGGGUUGAAUCCCCGGUCGAGUAGGCAGACGUUGAAAUCGUUGUCGACGGUGCAAGAGACGGGGGAGGCGUAAUACCAACACCAACGCCUGAACUUGGACGGCUUGACUCAAUGGACGGGUAUAAUAAAGGGCACAGGUAUAAAAUCAGUAAUACAGGACAGUAUAUGGUAUAAUACAGGACAGCCUUCUGGUAGGUACAUAAGUAGCUCCAUACCUGAAGUAAGAGUGGAUAGGUACUCAGGUACCUUGGAAAUGAACCUGCCCUAGGGUACAUUGAUAUUGCUUUGCUGGA